Pyrus x bretschneideri (Chinese white pear) is the source of this 1524-nucleotide messenger RNA. RefSeq names its product LEAF RUST 10 DISEASE-RESISTANCE LOCUS RECEPTOR-LIKE PROTEIN KINASE-like 2.4. Gene Ontology annotation, molecular function: polysaccharide binding. NCBI's taxonomy places the organism in Eukaryota, Viridiplantae, Streptophyta, Magnoliopsida, Rosales, Rosaceae. The transcript has a single exon. The record is from RefSeq and is a predicted model, not a curated record. Bases 742 to 1380 code for a protein of 212 amino acids.
ACUCCAUGUAAAUCUAAGGCUCUUGUUACCUUUUUGUGCCCAAUCUUUUAUCGUUAUAUAUAUUUCAAGAUCCUUAUCGGUUACUAUGCAAAUGAACAAUUAUAAUUAAAAUUUUGAUUAAAAGUAAAUUGAGAAAUAAGACAGUGGAUUGGAAAUAACACUUCUUAAUUUUUUUUGAACAUUUUAUCCCUGUCGUAUUAUUUAUGGGGUUCUCCCUUUCACACAGAACAACUUGAGGAAUCUUUUCUUGUUUAUUGUUUUCAUCUUGGCAUUUUCUUUACAUUUGUAAUAUAGUAAUUAAAAAAAAAGGUGAAAAUAAUUUUCUCCUUUUUAUUAUAACUACCCUUCUAGUUGCGACGGCUUUCAAUGACUCCAUCACCCCUUGACUUUGCCUGUAGCUUCUGGAAGACUGGAACGACAUACUUUUCAUACCUCAAUAUAAAAAUACCUCUAAUUAGAUCAUUCCGAGUGGGCUAGGAAACUGGCUACAAAUAUUAUUAAACUAGUACGUGGCGUCUUCGGAUUCGCCGGUGUGCAAGAUAUUCAGAUAUGAACGUUGAAAAAAAAAUGAGAAGAAAACUCAUAGAAACAAGAGAGGCUACUGUUUCAUUGAAUAUUUCAAAGGCUUACAUUUCAUGACUUUGAAGUUUGAACAACUUAUAUAUAUUAUUCCUUGUACUAAUUCCCCAUUCCAUCUGAUGCUCCAAUCUGUUUGCUGAGAUUUUUCCUCCAACAUCCAUCAUGCAUUUCUUUCUGCUCCAAUCCUUGUUUCCAUUUCUUUUGAUCGCUUCCUUUCUUUCGAUCAAUGUCGAGUUGAGUCUAUGCCAGAAUGAUCAACAUUUCACAAACUGCAGCAGCGAACUCAAUUGUGGUAGCGUUGGAGGCAUAUCCUAUCCCUUUUGGGGGGUAAACCGAGCUAGUUACUGUGGUCAACCCGGAUAUGAGAUCCAAUGCCUAGACGACGUCCCUGUGUUCAACAUGACGGGUGCGAGCUAUAGAAUUCUGCAAAUGAACACUACAACAAGUUCUUGGACCGUUAAGGUUGCUAGGAACGAUUACUGGGGUAGUAUCUGUAAUCCGACUUUCGUCAACACCACCCUCAACUUCUCUCUGUUUGAUUAUGUUUCUACUUAUACAAACAUGACGUUUUACUACCAAUGCCCUACCACCAUAACGCUUCCUAAUGUUCAGUCCUGCAACACAAGCUCUGUUUUCUAUUUGACACGUCCGGUGACAGUUGGUCAGCCAUCUCCUGUGACCUGUAUAGAUGAGGUUAUUGUUCCCGUUUAUACAACAGCAGCUCUUGCUAUAGAGGCCGGUCAAAUAACUUACGAUCAGCAAUGCGGUAGACGGGGGUUUCUCACUGCAAUUGCAGAUUAACAACGAUCAAUGCGACAAAUGUUUGGAAUCAAGAGGACAGUGUGGGCUUAACACUACUACGAAUUCUGGAUUCAGUUGCUUUUGCGCAGAUCGAGCCUAUGCAUCCACAUGUAAUGGAACUAGUACUUCAAGUCAAGGCGGAGG